Megalobrama amblycephala (Wuchang bream) is the source of this 5208-nucleotide messenger RNA. It is a transcript of the gene ugt8, whose product is annotated as UDP glycosyltransferase 8. The record is from RefSeq and is a predicted model, not a curated record. The transcript has 6 exons. The coding region runs from base 1120 to 2745 and encodes 541 amino acids. Gene Ontology annotation, molecular function: UDP-glycosyltransferase activity. NCBI's taxonomy places the organism in Eukaryota, Metazoa, Chordata, Actinopteri, Cypriniformes, Xenocyprididae.
AGGUAGCAUAGUUGUCAUAAUGUGUCACCUGACUGUAACGCACGUGUGUUAAUGUGACUUCAGGUCUUGAAGGCAUAUAAAAUGGCAUGAUGAUAUCAUCAAGCCAUGCCUGCUUGUGUAAAUAACCUUUCCCCUACUCCUAGAAAGUUCAUGUUUAAAUGCAUAAAUAUGACACAUACACUAUUUAAAUGUAAAAUGCAGUGUUUCUCUCAGAAAUUUUACUGUUUCUGUGUAAUGAAUAAAGACGGAGUUGGAAACGGUUUGUUCUAAAUCACAAAUACCCUCUUCAGUUAAAUAAUGUUUUCAUAAAAGUAGUGCUGUACAUGACAAACAAAUUCAUAUUAGUCCAAAUUUUGGCAGUGACUUCAAAACCUGGGUGUUUUUCACUUGUUAUUAAGGACUUUGAAAGGCAAUUUUGAGAUAGAUCGAUAACCAAUAUUUAAUUUAAUUACUUUUUUAUUUUCUUAAUUUUUUUGACCAUUUAGGUCACAAAAAUUAUAAUGUAAUAACAACAAUAUUAACCAAUACAUAUUAGCGCAUAUAAUGUUUUUAUUGUUGUAGUCUAAUGAUCAUGCAGUUAUUAUUAUGUCAUAAAGCAGUAUCGUAUUUGUCAUCAAAGGGAAUACUGGUUGAUUUUGAAUCCAGUUUAAUAAUCGGUAGUGUAAUCAAGAAAAUACACUUUUAUCGAGUUUUUUUUUUUAAUUUGGCAGCCUAGACAAUGUGAUCACAUUAUCAGAUUUAUCGUUCAUCUCAACGUUUUCCAUGUGUUUAAUAGCAAAUGAUUCUCCUUUCUUAUGGGCAGGAAACCUGAACCAUCCAUUAGUAAUACAAGCUAUGACGUUGCUAGGGUACAGCUUGACUCUGGCAGGGUUGCCAUGGCAACCAUCAACAGUCUGGUAUAAAAAAGUUGUAAUAGUGAUAGCCCACCUGAAACUGAGAGAGCCAAAUGGUGGAAGGGUCACGGUAGUAACAACAGCUGUCAUUUAAAGCUAGAGAAAUGGGAAAUAUACCCGAACAGCUGGCUUAUAUGGCCGGGGAAACAUACCCUCUGAAGUCUCCGUCGCACUGAAGCUUUACUGUGUCUGAAAACCACUAAACACCUGUUUCUUGCUUACAGUCAUGAAGUCCUUUCUCCUGCUUGCCACAUUAAUGUGGUGUUUAGCGACAAAUUUCUCCUGGGCAGCUAAGAUAGUGGUAGUUCCUCCAAUUAUGUUUGAGAGCCACCUGUAUAUCUUUAAGACCCUGGCUUCUGCUCUCCACGCAGAGGGCCACGAAACAGUUUUCCUGGUCUCCGAAGGUCGGGAGAUCCCACCUUCCAACCAUUAUCGUCUCCAGCGCUACCCUGGAAUCUUUAACAGCACCUCAGCCGAUGACUUCCUCCAAUCAAAAGUUCGCAACAUCUUUUCAGGGCGUCUCACAGCACUGGAGCUUUUUGACAUCCUGGACCACUAUUCUCAAAACUGUGAUGCCGUUGUUGGGAGUGCUUCUGUCAUGGAGCAGCUAAAACAUGAACAUUUUGACCUCCUGCUUGUUGAUCCCAAUGAGAUGUGUGGAUUUGUCAUAGCUCACAUCCUGGGUGUCCAGUACGCAGUAUUCAGCACAGGAUUGUGGUACCCUGCUGAAGUUGGGGCACCAGCACCUCUGUCUUACGUCCCAGAAUUUAACUCUCUACUAACGGACCGUAUGUCAUUGUUGCAACGGGUAGCUAACACAGCAGUGUACCUGGUUUCCAGGUUUGGUGUCCAGUUCCUGGUUCUACCCAAGUAUGAUCGCAUCAUGAGGAAGUACAACAUCCAGCCAUCGGUGUCCAUGCAUGAUCUGGUUCAGAACAGUCGGCUCUGGAUGCUGUGUACUGACCUGGCACUGGAGUUCCCACGACCCACUUUGCCACAUGUUGUGUAUGUAGGGGGCAUCCUCACCAAACCCCCCAGCCCCUUGCCUCAGGACUUUGAGGCCUGGGUGAAGGAUACAGAUGAACAUGGUUUCGUGGUGGUGUCGUUUGGUGCAGGAGUCAAGUAUCUGUCAGAUGACAUUGCUCAGAAACUUGCAGGAGCCUUGAGCCGUCUACCCCAGAGAGUCAUCUGGAGGUUCUCCGGAGUUCCUCCCCCCAAUCUUGGCAACAAUACUAAACUAGUGGACUGGAUGCCACAGAACGACCUGUUGGGACAGACAAGCACACGGGCCUUCUUGAGCCACGGGGGCUUGAACAGCAUCUAUGAGGCCAUGUAUCACGGUGUGCCCGUGGUGGGUGUUCCGCUGUUUGGAGAUCACUAUGACACCAUGACACGAGUUCAAGCCAAAGGCAUGGGCAUAAUGCUUGAGUGGAAAAGAAUGAGUGAGGAUGACCUUUAUACUGCCAUGGUUAAUGUCAUUACAGACAAAAGGUAUCGUGAGCGAGCACAGUUGCUGUCUCAGAUUCAUAAAGAUCAGCCUGGUCAUCCAGUGAGUCGGGCAGUUUACUGGAUUAGCUAUAUACUCCGUCACCGUGGCGGCGAUCACCUCCGCUCUGCAGUCUACGAGAUCCCCACCUAUCAGUAUUUCUUAUUAGACGUCGCCGUGGUGAUAGGAGCGUGCCUGCUUCUCCUUGGUUACUGCCUAUACCGAAUAAGCAAGUGCAUCAAAUCACGCAUGGGGCGCGGUUCAUCUGCAGUGGAGAAGGUGAACGGACACUGUCAUAAUGGGAUUCCAAAUGGCAAGCACAAAAAAAAUGGCCAUGUUAGAAGUACAGAGAAGAAACUAAAGUAAAGCACUAGGAGAAGUCAACACUAACGCUUUACUAAAGAGAGGAAUUAACUACUCUUCACUCAGAGCAGGGCCUAUCCAGGAAAUAAAUACAUGGGUCAAUAAAGAAACAAACCAACCAUUAUAACAAUGUACUGUAAGUAGGAAGCCAAAGUAAGGAAGAAUGGAAGGAAACCAGAAAACAUAAAUGGAAAACUCCUGAGGAUGUUUUUUUCCCAUUGAAUGGAGUUAAUGUUCAGUUGUUCAAUGGUCCUGAAUGUUGAUUUUAUCCUUGUGGAAAAAGCAAUGGUUCUGAAGUUUAGAAAUUUGUGGUUUUAACAAGAAGCUAUUAUGGGGCAUCAGGUUUCACUACAUCCAAAUACAUCAAAGAUCUCUAUCUAUUUAUAGAAAUUUCAUACUUUUUGCACACAGAGCACUGUUGACUGUUGUGCAUUGAAUUUAAUUUAUGUUCUAUAUUUAUGUCUCACGCACUCCGUCCCUACUUCAUUUUCAUUUCUUUAGCAAUGUUAAUUCUUGGACAUUAGCAAGCUAGCAUAUUUGCUAAUGUUUAUGUUGCCAGUCUUGCCUUAAUCUUUAAUUAUGUCUAGCAUGCUUUGCUAACUUACAACCUCAGCUAAUGCUGCUAGUUGCUACAUUGCUAGCUAGCUAUGCAAAAUGCAUAGAGUCUUUGUUGAGGAUAGUUGAACUUCAAAUCUUGCUUCCAUUUACAAUAAUUUGGGAUUUGGAGCCAGUAUACUGGUAUACUAACAUUCUUAGAACAUCACUACUUUACCACUUUUCCCCUUUUGUUUUGUUGUUCUCAUCUAGUGUCAUUUAAUGAAUUGAUAGCACAACUUUAGUUUCUUCAGAAGGGUGCAGAUCAUGUGUAACACCCCUUCACACAGUCCUCUUGUUGGGUUCAAAUGAGCAAAAUGAUGCAUUUUAUUUCAAUUAAGCCAUUUAACCAUACUAUUCUGUUGCUUCAUGGAUGUUUAGGUUUUUAAGUCAUGCACUCAGUUCAUCUUUACUGUAUAGUUUCUUUCAUUAAGCAAAUCAUGCUUAAACAGGGGAAGGGUUAUACAGUAGUUUUUAUGUGUGAGUGCCUGUGUGUCUCAAAAUGUCCCAAACAAACUAAAUUUUUAUUAGAACGCGUAUCAGGCUAGUGUUGUUAUCGAAGCAAAAGACUGUUUGCUUGUAUGUUCCCACAGAUCAAUAGGCCUAGAGUGACCUGGAGGAUUUUGGUACUGUAAUUAACAUAUCCCAUGGUGCUCUACUGCUUCUUUUCAUCAACGGACGUUCUGUGAAAGGCAAAAUAUUUUUUUGGUAACAUUUCAAUCUAACAUUUAGUUGUGCAACUUUUAAAAAAAUGUUUUUAAAGUGGCAAUAAACAGAACUUCUGCAAAUUAUUUGUGCGUUAAAGUGCAUUCUCACCCUCAGAGUUUUUUUUUUUUUUUUAAUGCCACUGGACAACUUGUUAUAAAAUCACAUGCUGGUUUUACAACUCAAUGAUAGACUGAACUGUUGCCAGUAAUAGUCUUGUUUUAGAAAUGUAUAAUUGUUUUAAAUGCACCGCAACAUUUGAAACGCACUUGAUUUAUCAAAAUACAAAGUGGUACAUACGUUACAGUGAAGCUUUUAUGAAUGACUAUGAAAUUGUGGACAUAUUUAAGCCAGUAGGCAUAGUUAUUUGCAUUAUGUGGAGAUUAUAAAGGUUGUCAGUUCUUGAAAAGUGUUGUAUAAUACAUUAGAACUGCACUGUCAUGUUCUACCACUGUUCAGAUAAACCAUAUUUUUCCCAGAUCACCAAACACCAUCACCGGCAAAUCACCCUAAGAACUCUAAGAAUCCAAAUCAAAAUAACUGAAAUGAAAAAUUACUGGAGUUAUAAAAAUUGGAAACUGUUUUUACCAUGAGGUUUAAAGCAUUUCUUCAGCCAAGCACUGUUUUAGACUGUCCAUACUUGAAAAUACACGGGCUGCAAAUGCAUCAGAGCUAUGACUGGUAAAACAGUGACGCACUCUCGCACACUUUGAACAUUAUAAUUAUUUUGUAGUUGUUUGUUUUGUAUGAUUUUCAGUAUUAAUAUUAGAUGGUUAACAACAGAGGAAAGCUGCAGAAGGGCUCUAAUACUAAAGGCUGUGUGUGUAUGUGUGAGUGGUUAUAGAUUGUGAUUUCAUAUGUGAAACGUAUGCAUGUACAUUUGAAUGGAGCCUAUUUGUGCCCAGCUUUCACUUUAUAUACUGAUAAUUUAAAACCAAUGUUCCAGUUCACUUUGAGUACAUCAAUGCCUUUCUUUGUCACUUGUAGUCUGUUUCCUGAUUAAGUCCUUGUAGAAUUAGUUGUUAAAAGCUGCUUGCAGGAGUUGUCUUUUUUUUCCAUUUUUUUUUUUUUUUUUCAUAAUGACUUCACGUGUGUCUGUGUUAUCAUGUACAUAAAAAGACAAACAAAAAUACUAAUGCUAAAUAAACAUUAAAAAUUUUGUUUGCU